Molecule: messenger RNA, 8471 nt
Organism: Osmia bicornis bicornis
Lineage: Eukaryota; Metazoa; Arthropoda; Insecta; Hymenoptera; Megachilidae
Gene: CARPB
Product: carbonic anhydrase-related protein 10
Exons: 10
Coding region: 6713-7666 (317 amino acids)
Molecular function (GO): zinc ion binding; carbonate dehydratase activity
Source: RefSeq, a predicted model, not a curated record
UUCAGAGAUUAUUUCACAUUUCAUUUGAUGGAGAACUCGUUGGCUCUCGUAAAAUUACGCGAGACCUUUAUUCGACAAGUUUUUCACAUUUCAUUUGACACAAGAUUCAUCGGCUCUCGUAAAGUUACUUCCGUCGGGACAUCCAUUCAAUAAUUCUUCCCUUCUGGUUUUAUUUCCUACCAGACUCUUCAAGUUUCGUUAAAGUCGUCGGAUCUUUCAUUUUAUUGAUUACGUUUCGAAUGGUCUUUCUCUGGAUAAUUGAACGCGACGUGAUUCAAAAACUAAUGAAAUUUUACAAAUUUUUCUAAUGUAUUAAACGCUGAUCAAGGGUUCUUUAAAGAAAGAAGAAAAAGCAGCUUCUUUGCCGUUUAAAUCGCUCAAUUAGAUUAAAUUCGUGAUUCUGGUGAUCGGUGACCUCCUACGCCUCAAUUACCUCAUUGAUAUCCCCCCAAUCUUCAUCGUCCAGCAAAGAAAUUCAACGUUCCAUGGUUUCAUGUCGACCAGCUGGAGGAGCGUGAUAUCUGAUCGCGAUAGCAAUCGAGGUUCCUUAGGAAACGUGACGGAGGCACGUAAUAAGAAACGGGGUCGAAAUUCGCGGCGUAACCGAGCGGAAAAAACGACAAAACGGUUCGCCGGAAAGCGCGACACUUAUCAAAUUAUCAAUUACGAUACCGGUAUGUUGAUUCAUGAUACUCUCGCGUGAUAUUACUGUGUUCUACUUUUUCAAAUGAAAACGAGAGGAGAGAGAGAGAGAGAGAGAAAAAAAAAGAACGACUCCUUACGGUAGAAUUUUUCACUUUUACACUCUCGUUGGUGGCGAUAUAACGAGAGUCCAUUGUAAUUCACUGGCCCAAGGAUAAUUUGCCAUUUACGACAUUACUGUCUUGCGAAGAAUAAUCUAUUCUCGUGCUUUGAGAACAAUUGGGUUCAUUCUGGACGUGGUAAGAUUUAACGACGAAUUCUCGUUACUUCUCGUGUCGGUCGCCUCGUAUAUUCCAGUCGGCCAGAUUUUCUGCUCAUUGUCAGAAGUAAGACCCCUCGACACUUGUUGCUCGCCAUCGACAUUUGUCUGCGGCCCGCCGUUCUAUGCGCCCUGUGCAUUUCGCUUUCGUGGUUGCAUUCUUUGUCAAGUUACACGUGUAUAUACACACACGUACGUACAUACGCGGAGGAUAGAGUUGAUAAUACGAGCUGGCUGGUAUUGAGUUUCCCUACUAACGAUUGUGCGCGGCCAUGUACGUCGUAUACCAUUGAAAACUUUUGCAUAAUACACGGAGAGAUGGUACCUCGUGAAAGAAAUCAGAGGGUGAGUUUCGUUCAUUGGUAACGAUCGUUGGGUUUCAUUUAAUUGUUCGACGACGUAUGGUCAAUGGUGACUUAGCUCUAUCCAAAACGUUAAUUUCAAUUGUAAAGAAAAAGAGUCACGAUAAAAGAAUUUCAUGUAAUAUUUUUAAUUGUAAAUGGAAGUCUUAGAAGGGAGAACUUUGGAAAGUGGGAUCUAGGGUUGCAACCUUUCAUAGACAUCCCCUUGGUCUUGAUAGCAAGUUUAAAGAGAAGACUUGACUUAGGUAAAGCUUAACUUACGGUGUCUCUGAAAUGAAACUAAUAUGGAGUUAGAGUUGACGAUAAGCACGGCGUCUAUGGAUUAAAUUGAAAUUAGAACAGCUGCGGAUUAGAUAUAAAUUAAGAGUGAAUUAAAUUCAAAUCCGAUUAGAACUUGAAAUUAGAUUCAUGGUAAAUUAACCGCACCUUAAAAUCUAUUCAGUGGCAACUUCUGCCAACCCAUAGAAACGCUAAUUAACGAUCGCCGUCCCUUAUUCAAGAGUCUGUCAAGUCGAUCCGGUGAAAUUCGUUGGAAAAAUAUAUGGUUCCGGUCGAGUUCCGGCGGAAACGUUCGUCGAAUUCAAACGUCGAUUUAAAAAACAAAAAAAAAAAGAAUGUAACUUUUGUCAUGUGACGUUUAUCGAAUCACAAAAUGGUGAUUUGGAUGGAAAUCAAAUUCACUUCGACGAAAUUCUGUAUUUCUUCUUUUUUAGUUAUUGCAAUGCGCUAUGAAAGAUAGAUCAAUUUGAAAGCGAGCCAAAAUUUUCUCUGUCGGAAAGUCACGUCAAAAUUCCGGACGUAACUACAUUUGCAUCACUAAUGCAUCUCCUUCGUCAAAACAAAUUUUCCUCGUUUCUUUUUUUUCACUUUCUUUUUAGACCGUUCUUAGUGGUACAGCGACGAGAGAAAAGGGAGAUGGGAAACCGAGAAUCAGAUUAAAACAGCCUAAAGCGUGGUUUGCGAUAGAGAAUCGUCAAAAGUUUCUUACUCUUCUUGGAUUCUUUAUAAAAGCAUGGAAGUAUAGAUGUAUAUGCAAAUUUUUUAUACUUUACUAAUUUUUUUAAUGAUUCUGUUAUUAAUUUUGCCAUUUUAAAAUGAUUAUUUUUCAAUGACAGAAUAAGAAAAACCAAUAGUGGCAAAGAGGUAAAACGAAACUUACAAUUUCCUCGGAACCGUAGUUGAAAAAAAGGAAAGAAAGAAAAGAGGAAAUGCCUUGGGCGGAAAGUUGGGGCGUGUUUCCAAAAGCAGUGACGUCCCUUUAAUUACACGGGGCCUGCGUUGUCGAUAGCUCGUGAUAUAUUGCCUGUAAGAUACGCCCGGGGAAAAUGUACGUCCAUUUCGUGGCGAGAAACAGAAACAGAUGACAGGAUAUUGCCUUCGCGGCCAAUAAUCCGUUGUCAUUACUUCGUUACAGAGCGCAUUAUUGUCGCCGAAAGCCUUUACAUUGAACCUAGUCUUCGUUUUUCCCAUCGGACACGAUGAUAUUUUUAUUUUUACCUUCUCAACAAAGAGGAAUUUCCUUUGCCGUCUCAGCUGAAACUCGUUGCUUUUCAGUUUCCUCUUUUUUACUUUAUCGUCGGAUUUCAGCCGCUCUUCCUUCGAUUUUUAUACGAAAACAAUGAAUUGUUGGUUCGUGGAAAUUCUAGAAAGGACGGUUGUAUCGUAUCGAGGUAGAAUUUUAUUGUAAAUUUACUGGAAUUUGAGGAGCGGUACGGUAUAUAACAGUUUCGUUCAGGUAUUUGUAAAAUGUUAAAGAGCGCCAUAACAACGUACGUUCCGUGUUUAGAAAAUAAUAAUAUCAACUAAAAUAGUGGAGAGAUUUAACAUUGAUUUUACACGACCAACAAGAACAUUGUUAAACCAACCUUGUAAAGUUAAAAAAAGGCAUUUCCUUUCUCCGUCUAUCGGUAUUGAAAGCCUGCCAAACACCCCUGUACCGAUCAAUCAAUUUUCCAAAUACAUCCAAUACCACCCCCUCGAAUCUCGUGCCUUUCCCAUCCCAGUUUAAAUAUUUCCUCGUUGAAGAAUCUCGACACAAAAGUAGAAUGUCCCUUCGCUAUGAGAAGAUACGUAUUUCACCGUGUAUUUUAAGAUACCUCGUAACACUAUUCAUACGGGAUGGAAAUGUUUGCAUCACUCCUACGAUUGCCAGAAUGUCGAAGGCGUGACAGGAAAACGCCAUGGCUGGGCAAACAUCGAAUUUUUCUUCCCCGUGUGAGAAUAUUUAGCCAGAGGUUUUUGCAUAGCCAUAAGCGACCGUCACGUCGAACAGCAUCGAUAACCCAUAAUCAUUGCUGUCCCGUCGCAUCGGCAUGAAUAAAACAAACAUAAGUUUUCGCAGUGAAUUCAAUAUCUAGUCGGCCAGCAAGCAAGCAAGCAAGCUUCGUGCUGGAGUGAUGGAAGGAUGGGGAGGGUGAGAGUAAGGGGGGGGGGGAGCAAUCAGUUGCAGCCGCGUGCAUAGACAUUCGGAUGCAUGGCUAUCGCGACCGACUGCUUGCUUCAACUCGAUGCCUGGGGAUUCGCUAAAAUUGACGAAGUUUCACGUCGGAACGAGGAUUUUCCUUCUGGAAAAUGCCAACGUUUUUCUGCCCACCAAUUUCUUUACAUUUCACCAACUUAUUCCCGAUUCAUCGGGGAUUAAAAAAUCCUGGCCCUGAUUUAAUGAUAGAAACUUUGAUAAAAAUGCAAAAACUUGCAAAAAUUAUUUCAUUUUAUCGAGUACAAUACCGUACUCGAUGUAUGUUAUUUGCAAUUAUCAAGAAAAAUCUAGAUUCUUUUUUGCUGUCACUGAGACAAGUCUGAACCUGUGGCAGAGCAAAUGUCGAUCUCUAAUGAAGCUGAAAAACACGGGCGAAGUCUUUUAGUCACCACCUACCCUGUCACGUGCUGACAUUUGUAAUUGGGGCUACGAGCUCCUGAUUAAGGGGGCGCAACGAUUUUCUCGCAGGGCUUAUGUGCGAUCGAUUUUUUUCGACCAGCUUUUCACAUUUACAUUCAUCCUGCAUUUUAUGCAAAUGCAUCUCACAGAAUUAAAAAAAAAAGAGAAGAGUAAAAUGAAUCCUUCGUUGACUAUCAUCAUUCUGAAUAAUCAAUCGAUCAAUUUCUUAAUCAAAUCAGCUUCAAGUACCAAAAAUUCGUCGUUCCUCAGGGUAUACCAUUUUUUGACCAAUUUCGAAGUCUCUUCAAGAACGUUGGUGUAUCAUGGUAUUCCAAGGGCAUGAUCGAGUUAGGGUUCUUCUAUUUCACGUCGGUGCACGGUGAACCGGAGGAACGACGAGGCCUGGAAAGCGGCGUUUCGGGCAAUGCCGCUUUGAAAAUCGAUAAGCGGCUCCGCGUAGUCGACCAGUCAGGAGCUUUUCGGUGUAUCCGUGCUGGAGAUCCUGCCUGGUCACGUGGCGCUGCUUACGUUGGCGAAACACCAAGCAUCAGCUUAAAAUUACACCCUAAUAUCGUGACACGCUCGUCGAUAGACCUUUCCGAAAGAUCAGGGACAUCAUUGAUCUAAGCCAGGACUAACUUUGACUUAAAUUCCUUUCGUCAAUUUAUCUCUUCCUUAUGGUCGCUUGAUUCGUUCAAUUUUGUAAAAUAAUAUUUUAGAUUGCUCGUAUUACCAUUUUCUUCUUUUACCUUUUAUCUACGACUUACGACUUUAGACUUACGGCUUCGAGUUGGAAGUUCUGAAAGUUUUCAUUUAAUUAUAUUCCGAGCUGUUGAGAUUAAAACGUGCGAUUAAAGAGGCUGUAAUUAAUUGCAUCUAUCGGAUGACGCGAGACGAUUGAUCGAAUUAAUCAGCCCGACUGUUCGAACGUCGGUGAACAGUAAUAGCCGUGACACAAUAAGUGGAAGCUAGGAAACUUAGAAUAGCCUCUGGAACGAAGAGAUCGGUAACUGGUAUACCGAUCACCUCGGAUCUUCGGGUUUCCAAAUGAAAUUCAACCGGCUACGUUCAAUCAGCCUGGUUAAUUAUUUAAAAUCCUUUGUGCCGACAUGAGAGGCGGAAUAGAAAAUAGCUGGCUAAAUUUAACAGCAAGGUUGUUAAUUGUUCCGAGCUGUAACUCUCUCCAACUCCGUGUUUCCGACUAUCCUAACUUCGUUGUUUCAAACGGUCGAGUAAAAUAAAAAAACAGUUCCCCCGAUUGAUUUGAUCGAUAACGUUGUUAAUUACUUCAAGUAGAAACGUCCCGCGGAAGUUAAAUUAAACGAUCAAAUUGCUAAUUAUUCCAAACAAGAGUGAAACGGGGUACGUCUGACCAAAUUCCGGGAUAAACUACUCGAAGCAUUUCCCUCGAAGUAAAAGGAGGGUUGAAAAAUGUUUCGUAAGCAAUUUAAUUUCCCUCAAAGAGAAUCUCUGAUCAUCGCAGAGUGGCUAGGGAAAAGACUAGGUCAGUCGAUUCGAAACAAACAACUCUAAUUAUCCAAUUACUGUAACAUCCAUUGAUGCUUUUGUUAAAUUUCUGUUCUUUUUAUCCUCUCUGAAAUAACAACGUAACAAGGGUAUAUAAAUAAAUAAAAUCGUACGGUUGGAAAGCGAAACGUUAGGUCGAAAGAAUGUCUGGAGUAGGUCGCUAGUAGUUAGCGAGGCACAGGUGUACCUCGUCCCGAAGGAGGCGAGGAACCAUCCUUGCUUCGCUUCGUCCUGGGCCGAGAAGUGCGCAGACGUCCUGCCGGUGGACGAGGAUGGUCGGAGUCGGAGGAAGCGCGCGUGGAGGCGCGAAACGCUGGUUGCCCGUGUCCGGAAGCAUCGAUGUGGGCUCUUGGUGAACGUCGAGGAGGGCCGGAGGCCGGAGGAGAGAACGAGCUCGAACUAGCCCGCUCACGAAGGGUGGAAGAGCGAGAGAAAAGGAUACGCGGUCGCGCAUGCGUUCCAUCAGCCUCCGGAACACGGCUGACAGAGAUCUAGAUGGAGUACGGAUCGGCUUGUGACGGGAGGGACAGAGAAGGACAGACGGAGGGUGGAGGAGAGAGGGAGAAGGAGGAACGUAUACACUGGUCUCAUAGGGCAGUCGUUCCUCCUUCGUCGUUCCUUCGCAAGGCGCAGACCGCUUUUUAACAAAAUUAUUCUGUAUAUCCCGUGAGGGAGAGGAGAAAAAAAAAAAAAAAAAUAGGCUGCUUGGCUCGCGUUUCGCCUGUCAUCAGGCUGCUGCCGUUGGUGGAGGCGCAUUGACUGACUCGCGUGGUCCGUUCGUUCCGGGAUUCGGUGGUGUCUGCUGGCGUAACGUACAAGUGGUGGCUAAGUGGUGUGCUGCCGGCGAAGAAGCGAGAGGAGGAGGCGGUUGAAGAAGAAUAAGAAGAAGAAGAAGGAAGGAGAAGCAAGGCGACGUGGUCCUUUUCGUCGUCCACGAAUUGAGCCGAAUGAUGUGCAAUUGACGAAGAUCGCGCAGCGCAAGGAAUGGCCCCAUUCAGUUCCGUCUUCCUGGGCGUCUGGGGAGUGUUUGUGAUCGUUUUGAUACAAGAAUCUAGGCCCGUCAGCUGGGAAGAAUGGUGGACCUAUGACGGUAUUUCCGGUCCUGGCUUCUGGGGUCUCAUCAAUCCGGAAUGGUGGCUGUGUCACAAGGGCAGACGACAAUCACCGGUGAACCUGGAACCAUCCAGGCUACUCUUCGACCCGAAUCUACAACCCCUUCACCUGGACAAGCACAGGGUCGGUGGUGUUCUCGCCAACACAGGUCACAGUGUGGUGUUCGCGGUGGACAACGAUACGCGACAUCCGGUUAACAUAUCUGGGGGACCUCUCAGUUAUCGUUAUCAGUUCCACGAGAUCCAUCUGCACUUUGGACUGGACGAUCGGACCGGUAGCGAGCAUACCGUCGAUGGGCAUGCCUUUCCGGCGGAGCUACAAAUAUUCGGAUUCAACUCGCAGCUGUAUAACAAUUUCUCGGAUGCGUUGCACAGGGCGCAGGGCAUCGUGGCGGUGUCCCUUCUCCUUCAGGUUGGAGAUCUCUCGAACCCUGAGCUACGAAUAUUCACUGAACAGCUGGAUAAAAUCAGAUACGGAGGCCAGGCGAUGGAGAUUAAGCGUUUCGUGGUGCGGGAACUCUUGCCGGACACGAAAUAUUACAUGACGUACGACGGCUCCACAACUAUGCCGGCCUGCCACGAGACCACCACGUGGAUCAUCCUGAACAAGCCGAUAUACAUCACCAAGCAGCAGCUUCUCGCUCUGCGACAAUUAAUGCAAGGGGACAAGGAUCAUCCGAACGCGCCGCUUGGGAAUAACUUCAGACCUCCGCAACCGCUUCAUCAUCGUCCCGUUCGAACGAACAUCGACUUUAAUGUUCAGGGACCGAAGAACUGCCCGACGAUGAAUAGAGACAUAUAUUACAAAGCUAAUAGCUGGAAAUAACCCCGUGGCGAACGACGGGGACGAUUGGCGUUCGCAUUUAACUACGCUUUCCCUGGGACGAGUUGGAACUACGCUGUUAAGAGGAUAAGAACUCACUGACAUAUCAAUUAAAAAAAGAAAGAAAAAAAAUAUGAUCGAUUCGAGCAGAUCUUUAAGAUCGAAAGAGAGAUAGAAUGAGUGCAAGAGAACGAGUGAACGAGACAGAGGAUGAAUGAACGGAACAAAAAAAAAAAACGAGAAAGGUAAAAGAGAAGAACAAGAUAAAAAAAAAACACUGCUUCGUUGUAACUAUUAGACGUGAAUUUGCCAAGUAUGUUUCCAGUAACGUGAACAAAAGAAAAAAGAAAAAACAAAAAAAAUGAAAAACCCAGACACAGACAUACAAAACAGACACAGAAGAUAUACCUAUAUAUAUACAUAUAUAUAGAGUAACAAUUUAGCGGAGAUAAGGUAAACGUAAGAAUUAAACGCAAGAUAUAUUAUUAUACGUAUAUCGAUCAACUAUCGAAGAAAGCUAUGACUAUCGUGGCCUGCGUCCGGGGGUCGAUGGUGAUGCUACGGAGGGGGUGGGUUUCCACAGGAACAGUAAGAAAUAGUAACGCGAGAUUCUAUAUGUAUAAAAAAAAAAAGGAAAAAAAAAAUGAAACAAGAUUCACGCGUGAUGAAAGCACGCGUACACACCAAAAUCACAAACACGCGCAUACAUAUCUACCUACAUGCAUACAGGUACAUGUUGACAUCCACAUGCAUACGUAUACACAUACACACUAUCGAGCGAAAGUUUAUACUAUAUUCUUGUAAUAAA